Molecule: messenger RNA, 510 nt
Organism: Asparagus officinalis (garden asparagus)
Lineage: Eukaryota; Viridiplantae; Streptophyta; Magnoliopsida; Asparagales; Asparagaceae
Exons: 2
Coding region: 1-510 (169 amino acids)
Source: RefSeq, a predicted model, not a curated record
AUGGCGAAUCAGCAGUUCUUGGCUAGGCAUUUGCAGCGGGAGCCUCAGCAUCAGCCUCCCCAUCGUCCAGAGUCUAGUGUUAGAGAGUUCCGGUAUAUGCAGCCCCCUUCUUUCUCUGGUGCUGAAGGACCCCUAGCAGCGAAGGAAUUCUUGAAGGUCACUGAGACUAUUCUCACGGUGACCCGUAUUGUCCCUGCUGAAUGGGUGGAUCUCAUGGAUAUUCAGCUCACCAACACCGCUUGGAUAUGGAAGUAUUUUUCUAAGUCAGCUCAGGACAAACUUCUAUGUAGAUUUGUUAAGCUCAAGCAGGGAGGUCGGUCAGUUGAUGAGUACAAGGCCGAGUUUUCUUCUUUGAGCCGAUAUGCUCCCCACUUGGUUACAGACCCUACCAUUAGGAGGCAUCAGUUUCAGAAGGGCCUGGAUAAGUAUAUCAGGUUUGCUCUGGCUGGUAGAGCACUUGCGACUCACGAUGCAGUACUGGAUGCAGCACGUGAGAUUGAGAGCGUGUAG